Molecule: messenger RNA, 1216 nt
Organism: Ochotona curzoniae (black-lipped pika)
Lineage: Eukaryota; Metazoa; Chordata; Mammalia; Lagomorpha; Ochotonidae
Gene: RNF5
Product: ring finger protein 5
Exons: 6
Coding region: 215-757 (180 amino acids)
Biological process (GO): ubiquitin-dependent protein catabolic process
Cellular component (GO): endoplasmic reticulum
Molecular function (GO): ubiquitin-like protein conjugating enzyme binding; ubiquitin protein ligase activity
Source: RefSeq, a predicted model, not a curated record
AGGGCCGAGCAAAUCUUUUACCGCCCACACCAUUUGGGCCAAUCUUUUCUUUUGAGCCACGUGUAAUUGGCAGGCAUUCCAACCAAUAGAAAUUUAAAAAGCUUGAAGCCGGCCCAACGAUAUUGGGGAGGAGGCGGUUUCUCGUUUGUUGGGGCGUGUGUAUGUGUGUUUGGGGGAUCUGAGGGGUACGCGGGGGGCGAAUCUAGAACCCGCCAUGGCAGCCGCCGAGGAGGAGGACGGGGGCCCCGAAGGGCCAAAUCGCGAGCGAGGCGGGGCGGGCGCGACCUUCGAAUGUAACAUAUGUCUGGAGACUGCUCGGGAAGCCGUGGUCAGUGUGUGCGGCCACCUGUACUGCUGGCCCUGCCUUCACCAGUGGCUGGAGACCCGGCCAGAGCGGCAAGAGUGCCCGGUGUGUAAGGCUGGGAUCAGCAGAGAGUCCGUUGUCCCACUGUAUGGGCGAGGAAGCCAGAAGCCCCAGGAUCCCCGGUUGAAAACACCACCUCGUCCCCAGGGCCAGCGACCAGCCCCAGAGAGCAGAGGGGGGUUCCAGCCAUUUGGGGACACCGGGGGCUUCCACUUCUCAUUCGGUGUUGGUGCUUUUCCCUUUGGCUUUUUCACCACUGUCUUCAACACCCACGACCCUUUCCGCCGGGGUGCAGGUGUGGAUUUGGGCCAGGGGCACCCGGCCUCCAGCUGGCAGGACUCCCUCUUCCUGUUUCUCGCCAUCUUUUUCUUUUUCUGGUUGCUCAGUAUUUGAGCUGGAUCCUCCUUCAUGCCCACCUCCAGCCAGAGGAGAAUCAGUAUUGGGGGUCUCUGUCGACCCUUCCUUCCUCCUGGACCCCUCUGUGAGCCCUCCAUUUCUGUCGUUGAGGCCAGCCCUGGCUGGUGGGGGCGGGGGUGACACGGGUGUGGGAUGGGAAACCUGGGCUGCUCUGAGCUACAUGCUGGAGGAGGCCCAUCAAUGCCUGACCCCUGGGGCAGGAAGGCAGACUACAGAGUGUUCCCCCUCUUAGUCCUUUGAUCUCUCCCCCCGCCCAGAUUUCUUGAUUUGAUGUUGAAGGUGGACAAGGCUCCCUUGGGCAAUCCCCUGCUCCUGUGGGUUUAAUUUAAUUCUCCCUCCAAUGUCUAAUAUGAGUUCUGACUCCACAUGCUUCCUCCCCCCUCACUACCUCCUUUAAUACACAUUCAAUAAAAAAGUGAAGUGGAUCAACGGGAA